This is a messenger RNA of Penicillium angulare, 1281 nucleotides long. RefSeq lists its product as uncharacterized. The record is from RefSeq and is a predicted model, not a curated record. The coding region runs from base 1 to 1281 and encodes 426 amino acids. Lineage: Eukaryota; Fungi; Ascomycota; Eurotiomycetes; Eurotiales; Aspergillaceae. Gene Ontology annotation, biological process: riboflavin biosynthetic process. The transcript has 3 exons. Gene Ontology annotation, molecular function: GTP cyclohydrolase II activity.
AUGGUGGAAGACAAACAGCUAAUACCGAAGGAACAGUUGACGACAUAUCCUGGACAAAGUGUGGUCAACCCUGUGUCUUUAGAAUGGGGCAAGAUUAAUCCCGAGGAGCGAGGCCCCGUUUUGGUCUCAAGAAACAAAAGAACCAUAUCUCGCCGCAACGCAAUUGGAGCCCACGGUGGAAGCUACUCUGUCUAUAAUGCAUUGGCGAUAGCUGCCGGCGACCUACCUCCCGACUUCAAGCCAAGCUUCGAGAACACUCAGCCUAUAUUUAAUUUUCCACCCCAGGCUGCCUGGGGGGAUAAAAAGAAGAUUGUCUCGAUGGACCCAUUUGGCCACGACGUCGUGAAGCAUUUCAAACAACACCUAGAUGAUGGUCUCGACGUGCGCCCCACUAUUGCUGUGACGCGAGCAACGAUGCGACUAUCUGAGAUUACAGAUUCUAUCCGUGAAAACCGACUACAAGUCGAUGGAGAUAUUAUCAUCAGCAAGGAAGGCGACGUUCGUGUUACCAAAGCUGCGGUAGAACCAGUUUGGUAUCUUCCUGGGGUGGCUGAGCGCUUUGGAAUUGACGAAGGCAGUCUCCGCCGCACGCUUUUUGAGCAAUGUGGUGGGAGCUUCCCAGAAUUGAUCACCCGCCCUGAUAUAAAGGUCUUUUUACCUCCUAUCGGCGGUCUGACAGUCUAUAUCUUUGGAGCGCCCGAGAAAGUGUCUGAUCCCAAUGUCAAGCUGGCUCUUCGUAUCCAUGAUGAAUGCAACGGUUCAGACGUUUUUCAAUCCGAUAUUUGUACUUGUCGACCAUACUUGGCUUUUGGAAUCGAGGAAGCUAUCAAAGAGGCUCAAAAUGGUGGCUCUGGUGUUGUGAUUUAUUUUAGAAAGGAGGGACGCGCUCUGGGCGAAGUCGUGAAAUAUUUGGUAUAUAAUGCACGCAAACGUGGAGGUGAUACAGCCGACAAAUAUUUCGCUAGAACCGAAAAUAUUGCAGGAGUAAGAGACAUGCGUUUCCAAGCUUUAAUGCCGGAUAUUCUCCAAUGGCUAGGAAUCAAGAAGAUCGAUCGCAUGCUUUCGAUGUCCAAUAUGAAGCAUGAUGCAAUUGUGGAUCAAGGAAUUCCCAUCCUAGAGCGGAUCCCUAUCCCAGAUGAUAUGAUUCCUGAAGAUUCUCGCGUUGAGAUAGAUGCCAAGAUUAAUGCUGGCUAUUUCACUACCGGGAAGAAGUAUACCGAGGCAGAGUUGGCUCAAGUCAAGGGUCGUGGAUGGCAAAAUUGGGAGGACGUUGAACACUAA